AUGAACUGGGUCAUCCUUUCCUGCUUGUUUGUUUGCUCGAAUGCAGCUCCAUCAUCCAUUGAUGCAACUUAUGCGGAUGCUGUGGCUCGAAACAAGAUGCUGCCACUUGCAGCGGCUGCAUAUGCAAAGAGCCCACAAGGUUGUCUGACAAAUAAAUUCACGAACGCAGUGCUAAAGCGUCAGUUGAAUGUGAAGUGCGACUCCUUUAGAAGCGAUAUCUGUUCUGGAUUUUCAGCAGUGCUUAACGGUGACAAAGCAAUCGUGCUGAGCUUCAAGGGAACCGAUGGAUUCCUCCAGCUUGUCAUGGAAGCCGACAAGAGCGUGUUCAAUACGCAGACAAAAUGGAUCGCAGGUGGGAAAGUAUCAAAAUACUUCAGUGAUGCUUUUAUGGAUCUAUGGAAUGGUGGAAUGAAGGACGACUUCAACACGUUGCGCACAAAAUACCCUAAUUAUCAAGUUUGGGUAACAGGCCAUUCUCUUGGUGGAGCUAUGGCUACUCUAGCAGCCUCAUACAUAGUGGCCACUAACCUAGUCCCUGCUAACAAUGUGCAGCUCGUAACAUUCGGUCAACCACGAACUGGAAACAAGGAUUUCUCCGCUGCUCACGACAAGCAGAUGGCCUACACUUUUCGCGUUACUCAUUGGCGUGAUAUGGUUCCUCAUGUACCACCAGAGGAUCUUGAAGGUUACUACCAUCACAAAUACGAGGCAUUCUAUCACAAUGAUAUGAAACCUGGAGCGACUUUCAAAGUCUGUACGGCUGAUGAGGAUAAAGGAUGCAGCGAUGGACUCGACAUUACAACAUCAAUUUCUGAGCACCUACACUAUUUCAAUGUCGAUGUCAGCGAGUACGGAGACAAUGGCUGCAAAUAG
This is a messenger RNA of Cylicocyclus nassatus, 873 nucleotides long. Lineage: Eukaryota; Metazoa; Nematoda; Chromadorea; Rhabditida; Strongylidae. The record is from the annotation of a GenBank genome assembly.